Coffea eugenioides is the source of this 3777-nucleotide messenger RNA. RefSeq names its product protein CHROMATIN REMODELING 24. Gene Ontology annotation, molecular function: ATP binding; DNA translocase activity; ATP-dependent chromatin remodeler activity. The coding region runs from base 145 to 3630 and encodes 1161 amino acids. The transcript has 24 exons. The record is from RefSeq and is a predicted model, not a curated record. Lineage: Eukaryota; Viridiplantae; Streptophyta; Magnoliopsida; Gentianales; Rubiaceae.
CCUCCCAGCCAUCAUCUCCUUCUUCUCCAUUUUCAUUCUUCCUUAAUCCUUAUGUAUAUGCAAAAGAGAAACUCUAUUCUACUUUAAAUACUUUAUAGGCCAACAGUUCUGUUUGAGUAAAGUUCUCCAAGUAAAAAUUCAAAUAUGACCGAUAAUCAGGAAUCCCAUAAGCGGACCCAGCCCCCUCUCAGCCUUAAUCAGCGCCACAAUCGGAUUCUCAGUGACCUCUCGGCGUCCCAUUCGAAACCCAUUUCCCAAAUCCCGGGGGAAGAAAUUUGUGAAAACCAGUCGAAUGUAAAGGUGAAGAAGAAGUUGCAAGGCAGACGCCGUCUCUGUAAAGCGUAUUCAGCAUCUGAUGCUGCUGAAAACGAAGACGUUUUUGGCUUCUCUGGAAUCGCCGACUUUGAUUCUCCUUCUCCUCCCCGUCCUUUUGCCGUAGAGCAAUUACAACAACAAAAUCAAUCAAAGUUUACUGCUGAAGCAGCUGAUUUUCCAAGCUUCUCUGGGAUUGCGGAUUUUGAUUCCCCGUCUCCACUUUCUGAUAAAGUAAGACCAUCAAAUGUUGUUCUGGACAGUCGUGAAGUUUGUGACAAGGAUGGCAACGCUGAUGAAACAAGAUCUAGUUCUUCAUAUGGUGAUUCUGAUCUUGUUCCUCAUCCACCAGGAGAAGAGGGGAAACUGGUGAAAGUGAGGAUUGAGGGUAGCCGGAGCCCUUGUAGAGCAUCAAGAAAUGAUGGUUAUCGUAGCAAGAUGGAUAUUGAAAUUACCAAAACAGAAGAGUCCAAAGGUUUGGGGAUUUCGGAUUGCGAUUCUUCACCUUGGGUAAAAACUGCUCUUGAGAAUAGCUAUGGAGGUGGUGUGAAUGAAAUAAGGGAUAUUCUUAAUGAUUUAAGCUCAAGGCUUGAGAUUUUAUCCAUUGAGAAGAAAAGGGAGCCUAGGAGGAUUGACUUGAAAGAUGAUUCUAAGCAUUUAUCUAAGAGUGAAGUGAACCAUGCAAAAAACAAUGAAGAAAUUCCUGACUAUGAAAGUGCUGCAUCUUCAUUUUCAACCUCGUCUGGUUCAUCAGUAGCUUCUGCUAAGGAAUCUGACAUUGGAUAUUCUCAUAUUGAUGAUUUUAAAAAGAAUAAUGAUUUUGAUGAUGCAUCUCAGAUUCGUAAUUCUUAUGAGAAGUUAGAAAGUGGCAUGAAGAUUUGUCAGCCACCUAAAAAUGACAUUAAGAAAGUUAUAGUCAACUCUGAUUCAGCUAGACGAUCAUUUGAGUCCACUUCAAGAGAAGAAGGGGAAAACGAGGAUGAUGAUUGUUUUAUUGUGAGUGGGAAGGAUUUUAAUAAGAAAGGAGUGAAGUGGCAUAAGUCCAAUCAUCUUUAUGAAGAUUCUGAUAAUUUUGAUGCAUUGGAAGAUCCUGCUGAUGUUUUUGUUUCAGAGGAGGAGCACGUAAUUACUUUGACUGGUCCAAAGUUUACCUUCAGACUACCUGGAAAAAUUGGCAAAAUGUUGUAUCCUCAUCAGCGUGAUGGAUUGAAGUGGCUUUGGUCUCUCCACUCUAUGGGUGUUGGAGGUGUAUUGGGUGAUGAUAUGGGUUUAGGCAAGACAAUGCAGAUUUGUGGUUUCCUAGCUGGACUCUUCCACUCAAAUUUGAUUAAGAGGGCCCUGGUUGUUGCUCCUAAAACACUGUUGCCCCAUUGGGUCAAAGAACUUUCAACUGUGGGCCUUGCUGGAAAGACAAGAGAAUAUUUCGGAACUUCAGUGACUACAAGGCAAUAUGAGCUUCAAUAUGUACUACAGGAUAAAGGUAUUCUUUUGACAACUUACGACAUCGUGCGGAAUAAUGUAAAGUCAUUAAGUGGAGAUUACUAUUAUAAUGAUGAAGGAAGUGAGGAUGAAAUGACGUGGGACUAUAUAAUUCUUGACGAGGGUCAUCUGAUAAAAAAUCCCAGUACACAGAGGGCAAAAAGUCUGCUUCAGAUUCCUGCAGCACAUCGUAUUAUUAUUAGUGGCACACCCCUUCAAAACAAUCUCAAGGAGUUGUGGGCCUUAUUCAACUUUUGCUGUCCUGAGAUUCUAGGUGACUAUAAAUGGUUUAGAGAUAAGUAUGAGAAAUUAAUUAACCGUGGAAAUGAGAAAAAUGCGUCUGAUAGGGAAAAGCGCAUUGGUUCAACUGUUGCAAAGGAAUUAAGAGAAAAAAUUCAACCUUACUUUCUUCGCCGUUUGAAAAGUGAGGUAUUCAGUGAAGAUGAUUCCAGCAAUAGCUCCAAACUCUCUAAGAAGAAUGAGAUCAUUGUGUGGUUAAAAUUGACUAGGUGCCAGCGACAAAUCUAUGAAGCUUUCUUGAAAAGUGAGAUAGUCCUUUCAGCUUUUGAUGGUUCUCCUUUGGCUGCACUCACGAUCUUGAAAAAAAUAUGUGACCAUCCACGUCUCUUGACAAAAAGAGCUGCUGAGGAUGUGUUGGAAGGCAUGGAUUCAAUGCUAGACCAGCAAGAUCAUGAUGUGGCUGAGAAACUGGCAAUGCAUAUAGCAGAUGUUGAUAAAAUGUUUGACUUUGAGGAGAAGCAUGAUAUUUCCUGCAAGACAUCAUUUAUAUUGUCUUUGCUGGAUGAUUUGAUUCCAAAGGGACAUCACGUGCUUAUAUUUUCACAGACACGAAAAAUGUUAAAUCUAAUUCAGGAAUCUCUCAUAUCCAAUGGUUAUGAAUUCAUGCGGAUUGAUGGCACAACUAAAGCCUGUGAUAGAUUGAAGAUUGUUAAUGAUUUCCAAGAGGGUCGUGGGGCACCUAUUUUUCUUUUGACUUCCCAAGUUGGUGGUCUAGGUCUUACACUCACGAAAGCAGAUCGUGUGAUUGUGGUUGACCCAGCAUGGAACCCAAGCACUGAUAAUCAGAGUGUUGAUCGUGCAUAUCGUAUUGGACAAAUGAAGGACGUGAUUGUGUAUCGAUUGAUGACUUGUAGCACCGUCGAAGAGAAAAUUUAUAGACUGCAGAUAUUCAAGGGAGGACUUUUUAGGACAGCUACGGAGCACAAAGAGCAAAUGCGAUAUUUCAGUAAACAAGAUCUUCAAGAGCUGUUUAGUCUACCAAAACAAGGUUUUGACAUAUCUGUUACUCGGCAGCAGUUGCUUGAACAGCACGGUCAGCAACAAAUGAUGGAGGACUCUUUAAAAGCCCAUAUUAAGUUCCUCGAAGGUUUGGAUAUAGCUGGAGUUAGUCAGCACAGUUUACUCUUCUCAAAGGCUGAGCCUGAACCAGUUGUUCAGGAGGAGGAGGUGCCAAGGGUGAGGGGUGCUACAUUCAGGGCAAACUCUUCCUCGCGCUUGUCUAAUGAAGAAGCUCAUAGUGCACAAUAUGCCUUCAACCCUAAAGAUGUGAAGCUGCUGCAGAAGAACUCUUCUCCUAGUGCAAGUGAACCUACGGAGGCUGAAAUCACUGAGAAAAUCAACCGGCUAUCUCAGAUUCUUGGCAAUAAGGCUACAAUGUCCAAAUUACCAGAUAAUGGAGAGAAAAUACGGAAACAAAUUGCUCUUUUGAAUUUAGAGCGUGAUGAGAUUCGGAAGGAAAAGGAAGCCACAGGUGAAAAUUUCGUUCACCUGGAGGAUUUAUCUCGGGAAUUCGAGAGGAUGCUGAAUAUGAAGAUGUAGUAGCUCUAGCUACCGGUUUUCUAUCACUUCAUGUAUGUUGUUACUAUUUGGUCAUGGUAAUUAGCUGGCUUCUCUCAAUGAGCUGUUUUUGGACAAAACCAUAACUGUAAUUAUUUGCUCAUAGUAAAGCUCAAAUACUCUUUGUUC